Messenger RNA from Colletotrichum graminicola M1.001, 276 nucleotides. RefSeq lists its product as uncharacterized. The transcript has 2 exons. The record is from RefSeq and is a predicted model, not a curated record. NCBI's taxonomy places the organism in Eukaryota, Fungi, Ascomycota, Sordariomycetes, Glomerellales, Glomerellaceae. The coding region runs from base 1 to 276 and encodes 91 amino acids.
AUGACGGAAGACCGUUCUCUGCCCAGUGGCGGUGGCCAUGCUGUGGUUUUGGUUGACUGCAAACCCAACUGCCUCACCUUCCUGAAUUCGUGGGGCAAGACCUGGGGAAACAACGGCAGCUUCAGCGUCGAGGACCACACUGUCCUGGAGGUGGAUGGGAUACCAAUGCGGUUCUACGACGUAUACUGGUUGCAGUCCGAUCUGGCUCCGGCGGAGCUUCGAGCAUACAAUGCUGAAGUAGACGCGGUGACAGCAUCCGUCAAGCGCAAUGCGUGA